AUGGAUGCCUUCGCUGAGCGCGGGAGGCUCGUGGAGGGCGAUGUGACGCCACACCGCGAGGUGCUCGCGGAUAACGAGAACUUGCGACUGUGGCUGGACGCGGUGGAGCAGCGGCGGGCAAUGGGAGAGAAGCGGCGCGCAGGAAAGUGCGAUCCAGCAGCUGGUCAUAUGGCAACCGCAGGAGGACAGAUGGUGGACACCAGACUGCUAAACAGUCCGCACACGUUCACAGGGCUGUAUUCGGAAUGGAAGACGUGGUCGUUCGACUUCGAGGCCUACGCGUUCGCGGGGUUUCGCACCGCCGUCGUCCUGACGCCUCAAGACGAGCUCGACGCCAAGGUGAAUACACAGCUCUUUUACAUCCUGGUGUCGGUAACUUCGGACGUGGCGAAGGUUGAGGAGGCGAACAGGUUCGCGGCCAUGGUGGGUCGUAUCAUCAUAUGCGGGGUUCCAGAUCCAGUCAUGACGAGCCUGGCGGAGUUCGAGCAGGUGGUCAGGGAUAACACAGACCAGAGUGGCGACGUGAUCUCAGACAACAUGAAGCGAUGUGUGAUCAUGUCGGGCAUCAAGAACGAGAAGCUGGCAGUCUACCUCAGCUUGAACGCGUCGCGCCUGGUGACGUACGACGACCUGGAGACGGAGCUCACGAUGAUGCGCUCGGCGCAGCGAAGGUGGGCAGCUGCGGGCGCUGGCGGUGACGGAGUGGUUCCCCUGCCGGUCGACGCCGUCGGCAAGAGUACAGGCGCCUAUUCCAAAGGUUCAGGCAAGGGCAAGGACGGCAACGGCAGGAGCAAAUGCGACUCCCAGGGCAAGAAGGGCGACGCGAAGGACAAUACCCGAGAGACCCGCAGUUCCCACUACUGCAGUAAGGCAGGCCACUUAGCAGCAGACCGCCGCAAGAAGAAGGCCGACGAGAAGAAGAUCAGGGAGGCCAGGCUUUCUCUUGCCGUGGACGUGGCGCACGUGGCGGCGGUCCUGGCGCCGAUGCAGCUGCAGCAGCAGCAGCGGAGUUCGGCAUCCACGAGCUCGACCGUCCACGUCGCGAACGUCAGCAUGGCCCAGCGCGAGAGCGUCCUGGCGCCUGAGGAGUACCUUUGGCAGGUCGGCGUGCUCUACAACGCCACGCAUUGCGACGCGCUUCCUGUGGCAGUCGGCGAGACGGUGGAGUUCGACUGGGUGCUCUUCGACGCAGGUUCGGGGCUGACCACCUGCCCCAAGGAGUUUGCCAGCGCGAACCGGAUGCUUCCGCCUAUGAGCCCACCCCUGUGCGAGUCGGCGACGGGGGGCGAGGUAGAGUCGAUGGGUGCGAGGGUCGUGUUGGCAGAGAGCGACGGCGCGCCCCUGCAGACCGAGUUCCAGGUGGCGAACGCGAAGCGCGCGAUCGUGAGCGCGGACGCCUUCACGGAGGGCGGCCACGUCCCGAUCCUGGGAAAAAAGGAUCCCUGCAUCCUGCUGGCGGACGGACGAAAGAUCGAGCUGUACAUGAGCGGGCAGACCUUCUGGCUCAGGACCAGGAGGCCCGCCGAAAACGUCACCGAGCCGAUCUACGUCAAGCCCGUGCAGCCGAGCGCGGAGGCGCGCGACGUACCACGCGAAGCGCUCGCAGAUGAAGGGGGCGCCGGCCCUGGAGCCGCAGCCGCAGCGGCGGCGCCGCCGCCGCCGCUGGCGCCGCCCGCUGCUGGUGACGCCAAGGACCAGCGGGACCCCGAUGUAGAUCAGCGCGAAGGAUCCGCGCGCGCGCGCCUCGCCGAUCCUCGCCGCCUGAUCCCGCUGGUGUGCAUCGACUACCUGUUUCUCGGGGACGUCGAGGGCGACCCGCGCGCGGUGCUCGACAUCCUGGAGUACCUGCUGGGGGUGGUCGAGUGCGCGCAGAUGAGCGUGGAUGGGGCCAGCGGACAAGGCGGGGCUCAAAGAGCAAAUGGGGCCAUCGAGAAUGCCAACAAGAUGGUCGAGGGCAUGCUCCGCGCCCUGAGGGCCUCGGUCGAGCCUCGCUGCAGCGCCGCGCUCACGCUCGACCGCUGGUUCAUGGGCUGGGGCCGCGCCUGCGGCGGUGCGAUCGGCGUGUUCGGCGAGUCGGCGAUGUGCAAGAUCCAGAACGCAUCCUGCCACGACGCGGGGAUCCGCUGGGCUGAGGAUAUCAACGCGCGCAGCCAGUCCAAUGGCCAGCUCCAGGACCAGAGCAACCAGCUGCGGCACCUGGACCACCGCCGGCGGCUGAAGCCGACCAGAUCGCCAGAGCAGCCGCAGCACGACGGCAUGGGGCUGGGCAUGAUCGAGGUGGAGUGGGACGGCACCCUGGAGGAGGUGAAGCGCAUGCCGAGGCAGAAGGUGAUCGCAGGUUUGUUUGUCAACCUGGCGACGGCGAUGUUCGCGUUGAUCUGCGACGCCAUUCCCUGCGACAGCGAUUCGGGCACCAGCGACCAGGGCUUCUGCGACCGCGAGUCGACCUACCAGGGCGUCUUCGGAAGUCUCGCGAAGGGGAAACGAGUCCGCGGGAAGUGGGGCGACGACGAGCGUUGCAGCGAGCGCAGCGAGGAGUCAGUGAGGUCGCGAUUCUUGGCCGCGCAGUUCGCCCGGGACGCGAGGUGCGACGCCUUCGUGGGGGCGCCGCCACUGGCAGCAUUUCGGCGGGUGGUUUCCUUCGCUUCUAGUCUCUACUCCACGGGGACCGGCCGCGAUGACAUGAUCGCCCUCUACGACGUGUCCGCAGCGUUCUUCCACGCGUGCAUUGAUGGGAAUAUCUACACGGUUCCGCCUCGGGGUGAGGAUCCCGAGGGCGUCGUCUACCAGCUGAGGCGCGCGCUCUACGGCACGAGGCGAGCUUCCCUCCUGAUCCAGAACCUGAUCAUGGAGGUCAUGGAGAAGGGCGGCUUCGCGCGGAUCAAGGUGACGGUGCAGGUCUUCUACCGCAAGGAGAGACAGUUGCUAGUGAUCGUUCAUGGCGAUGACUACCUAGCUGGAGGAAGGCGGGCUUCCCUGCACUGGCUCGAAAGCCUGAUCAAGGGGCACAUCAAGGUCAGGGUGAUGCCGAGGGUUGGCAACCCCGGGCAAGGAGGAGUUGAGUCAGGGAGCUUCCUCAAGAGGGCGGUCAUACGGCGCCCUGAAGGGUUCGGCAUCCAGCAUGACCGCAAGCACGUCACGAUCUUGAGCAAUUCUACGAAGAGGACGAUCGCGCAUUCGCCAGAGACCGUCGGCGCAGACUGCAGGGAGUCGGCGGGCGAGCUCAGCUCGGAGUGCGCGACCACCUGCCGCGGCGUGGCGCCGACCGCCUUGUGCGUGGCCCGCGACCUCUUCGACGUCCAGCAGGCCCAGAAACCGCAGUUCGAGCUCUCCUUGGAGUUCCAGAGGAUGCCCGCGGCGAUCGCGGCAGAGCCUGGUCGGAGAUCCGUGGGCGGAGGGUUCCUGUUCAUGGGCUCUCACCUGAUCGACGGCUGGAGCGGCCGGCAAGGCAGCCGCGCGCUGAGCAGCGCGGAGGCGGAGUUCACUGGCAUCGUGAACGGCUCGGCGAGGGGCAUUUGGCUGAGGAACGUGCCGCUGGAGAUGGGGCUCGACGCCACGCUGCAGGUCAACGCGGGCAGCUCGGGGGCCACGGGCGUCGCAUCGCAUCUCGGCUGCGGGAAGGCGCGCCACCUGGAGACGAAGCGCCUCUGGGCCCAGGAGAAUGUCAGGGGCGAGACGAUCUCUAUGGCGAAGAUCCACACAGAGGUGAACGGGGCAAACGUGCAGGCCAAGCCGCUCGAUGUGCCAAGAUUCCUGAAGCUGCUGGCGAUGCUUCCACUUCGGACGCCGUCCUCGGGGCGCUCUCAGGUGUUCGGAGUGAUGCUGGCGGCGACGCUACUCGGAGGAAUUCAAGGAGUUGGAGACAUGGUUCCGACGAGCCAUGCCGUGAUGGUCAUGGGCAGCCCUGCCGCGAUGGUGCAGAUCUUGACGGCUACCAUCACUGUGUUAUUCGGGUCGACGCUGGCGAUCGCGUUCUUGAAGGUGCUCCGGGAGCUGGGGAAGGACGACGAGCUCGAGCCGGUGGAGACCCCGCCGAUGGAGGAACAGUUGGCGUUCGUGGAGAGCGAGGCGAGCCGGCACGCGCAGACGGUGCCGAUCAAACCCUACUGGGCGUGGAGCGCAGUGUACUUGUGCGCCGAGUGCAUUCGUCUGGGCAGGUACCACGGACAGCUAAUUGAAGGCGCAGAUGACUGA
Messenger RNA from Prorocentrum cordatum, 4194 nucleotides. NCBI's taxonomy places the organism in Eukaryota, Dinophyceae, Prorocentrales, Prorocentraceae. The record is from the annotation of a GenBank genome assembly.